AUGAUCAAAUUAGGGCUGACUAAAACCGCUCCUGAAGUGCAUGAUGAGUGGAGCAUGAGGCGCGAGAAGGCUCAGAUGCCCGCGGCCGACGGCUCUACCAUGGAACAUUACUACUCCACGCAAGUAGGCAAGAAAACUGACGGGUUCCUGACUAGAAUGCUGGCAAAGGGCAUGGAGACUCCGGAGGAAAACAGAAUCAAGCAGGAAGCGAGAUUAAAACAGCAGGUUGCUCUCGCUGAUGCGAAUCUGGACAUCUGGAAUCGUCCUUCCUACUCCGGCAUUCAAAUUGUCGACCGAGUGAGACCACACAAUUGGCGCGGCCUGGGUAUCGGUGACAAAGAUUGA
Molecule: messenger RNA, 345 nt
Organism: Sphaeroforma arctica JP610
Lineage: Eukaryota; Ichthyosporea; Ichthyophonida
Exons: 4
Coding region: 1-345 (114 amino acids)
Source: RefSeq, a predicted model, not a curated record